Molecule: messenger RNA, 696 nt
Organism: Pestalotiopsis fici W106-1
Lineage: Eukaryota; Fungi; Ascomycota; Sordariomycetes; Amphisphaeriales; Sporocadaceae
Exons: 2
Coding region: 1-696 (231 amino acids)
Biological process (GO): cytoplasmic translation
Molecular function (GO): protein binding
Source: RefSeq, a predicted model, not a curated record
AUGGGGCGCGAAGAGCAGGUAGAAGAGAGGGAAGUCCUCGACUCCAUUUUCCCUGAAGAGAUCACAGACAUAUCAGAGACCGAAUACCGGAUAUCAAUUCUCUUGGAUCUCCCCGAAGAUGAAGAAGACAAGGCUGAGCCGCCGACCAUGCUGCUGCACGUGCGGUACCCAGAGUCCUACCCAGACGAGCCGCCCCAUCUCGACCUGCUGCCACCGCAAAACGCCGCCACACACCCCUACUUUUCCGUGUCGUCGGACAAGGACACGCUGCUGGCUGGCCUCGAGGAGACCAUACAGGAAAAUAUGGGCAUGGCCAUGGUGUUUACGCUGGUUACGACACUAAAGGAGAAUGCUGAGCAACUGAUCCUAGACCGGCGGGCCGAGACAGCCAAGAAGCGCGAGGAGGCCCUGUUGGCCGCCGAGCGCGAGGAGAAUAAGAAGUUCCACGGCACACCCGUCAACCCCGAGACUUUCUGGAAGUGGCGAGAGGGUUUUCUGAAGGAGAUGGAAGAGGAGCGGGUCAAGGCCGAGGAGGAGCGCCUCGCCGAGAUGAAGAAGGCCAGGGUCAAGGAGGAGAAGAAAUUGACGGGCAAGCAGCUCUGGGAGAGAGGCUUGGCUGGCAAGGUUGACGAGGGCGACGAGGACGACGGUGGUGCCUUGGCCGAUGGAGUCGAGAGCUUGAAGGUUACGGCAUAA